AGGGGUGGGGGAGACCCGAAGGAGGCGUGCUCAGAUUGAGAGGGAAAAAACUGGUGGUGGUUCUCACAGACAGACUCACUCACACACACUAGUCUCCGGAAUUUCUCUUUUGUGUGGCCUCUUUUGUGGAGUCUGAGAAUUCUAAAUUCUGGUGAACUUUCUGCGAGGACUUCACAAAGUUUGCUGCUUUAUUGUUUGGAUAUGGACAGAAGAAAAAAGCUUCUGCUUUUUCUUGGUUUUAUGUGCACACUGAAGACAUGCAUGCCUCUGUGUGACAAUGGCAUGAACAAGGAAGGAACCAGAUGUGUUGAUGUGAAUGAGUGUGACGAAACCCCAGGACUAUGUGGUAGCCACGCACAGUGCUUCAACACAAUAGGCAGCUACUACUGUCAGUGUCAGUCUGGCUUCUUGGACAUUAACGGAAACAUCAACUUCACUGCGUUUGACGGACAGUGUAAAGACGAAAACGAGUGUAACUCUGACGUCGAGGUCUGUGGUCGCAUGGCUGAUUGUAUCAACCUGAUUGGAAGCUUUCGCUGUAUCUGCCAAUUUGGUUACGCCAACACCAGCUCAACGAGAGACUGCCUAGACAUUGACGAAUGUGAGCAAGCUGAGAACCGAAAGGAAGACAUUUGUGGAAGCAAAGGAAGUUGUAAAAAUUUAGAUGGAAGUUACUCGUGCAAGUGCGCGAAAGGAUACACCAAUUAUGCCAAUGAAAGGACUCCAUGCUCCAAAGUGGAUUGCGAAACCUUUGAUGCCAGUAGUGUAGCUUCACAGCAUUACGUUGGCUUGGCAGAUCUGCUGUCCACAAUGAGAAACAGCUGCAUGGCUCUGUCUAACCCAAAUACGAGCCAUGGAAACAAGGCUGAUGGAGAUGCGCUACUGGAGAUACUUUUGACAGCAUCGGAGACCAUCUUAUCAUCAGUCGAUGUGAACACAGGUGAAGACCUGUUUGGGCUGCUCAGCACUAUGGAAAACUCCAUAAGGCUCAUUGGCCCUCAGCUCAGAGGUAACCGCACCUCAAUGAGCUCCAAUGAGACAGCUGUGGAGAUUGCAGUCCGGAAGGGAAGGUCUCCACCCACUGGACCGAUUCAUCUGAGGACUGAGAACUCUGCACUUGACACCGACUGGGCAACAGCAACUGGAACGGAAGCAUAUCCUGGCUUUGCUAUGGCUGCCUUGUUGAGUUACCAUAACCUGGAGAGAUCUGUUAACCACUCCUUUGACAAGCUCCAAGGAUUUGAAAAAGAUGGCCUUGAACCGACGUUCGAAAUCUUCUCUCGGGUUGUGUCUGUUGUAGUGUCUAACCCAUCCACUCAGAACCUGAGCCACCCGGUCAUCCUCACACUCAAACAUCUCCAGAACAAAUCGGAAGCAAGGUACAUCUGUGCUUACUGGAACGACAGAGGUGCCUGGGCCACAGAUGGUUGCCAUCAACAGACAUCCAACGCCACACACACAGUGUGUGGAUGUGCACAUCUCAGCAGUUUCGCCGUGCUGAUGGCUCACUAUCCCGUAGAUCAAUCCUUUGCGAUCCAGUUGAUCACAAAGAUCGGACUGAUCCUCUCCCUGCUGUGUCUGAGUCUUUGCAUCCUGACGUUCAAGUUCUGCCGUUCCAUUCAUGGGACGCGUACAACCAUCCACCUGCAUCUUUGUAUUUGCCUCUUCAUCGCUGACCUCAUCUUCCUGGCCGGCAUUUUCCAAACAAAAUCUGAGGGCGGCUGCAGGUUUAUUGCUGCCAUGCUCCAUCUUUUCUUCCUGGGAGUGUUUGCAUGGAUGCUGCUUGAGGGGGUGCAGCUGUAUCGUAUGGUGGUCCUUGUUUUCAAUGCCACCAUUCGGCCCCUCUACUUAUUCCUUUUUGGCUAUGGGGCACCCUUGGCCAUUGUCACUAUAUCUGCCAUCAUCAGACCCAAAGGAUACGGAACUGAGGAGCACUGUUGGCUGUCCGUCAAAGACGGCCUCAUCUGGAGCUUCUACGGCCCCGUGUGCGUCAUCAUCUUCCUCAACGUCUUCUUCUUCAUUGUCACCGUCUGGAAGCUGGGCCAGAAGUUCAGCAGCCUCAACCCUGACCUGUCCAAGCUCAACAAAUUAAAAGCUUUCACGGUGACUGCCAUUGCUCAGAUGUGCAUUCUGGGACUGAUGUGGAUAUUUGGAGCCUUCCUGUUUCGCAAGGGCAGCAUAGUGGUCGAGUACAUAUUCACCAUCUUGAACAGCCUGCAGGGAGCACUGGUCUUCAUCAUGCACUGCCUCUUAUGUAAACAGGUUAGAGAGGAGUACUCCAACUUUUUCUCCUGGAUCUGUGCGUCAACGCAAAGACACUUUGACUACAGUAGUGCAAAUCCAUCCAAUAGCCAGUCUCAAGGUUCUCGGAGCGGGCAGAACACUGGGGAAUCCCACAUUUGAAUCAUUCUCUGUUUGUAGUCGUCCUUUUCGAAAGACACGAAGCUAAUUUGAAAUUUUAAACCCUCAAAAUGAACCUUUACUUCAGUUAAUGCGAAUGAGCCAAGGCAUCCGGAUGAUGCUUUCAGGUGCUUAUGUCAAAGCGAGUGUUCUGCGUGAAUAGAAAAGAUGAAACGUCACUCCUUCUACUGAGAAAUAUGUUUCAUCAUGUCAUACAUUUUUGCUAAUGACAAUGCUUUUAAAUAUAGAAGUUACCUGCGGUUAAUAGUGAUUAUGAAAAGCAACUCUGAAAGUCGCUUCUUCUUGCGUCACCUUGAACAUAUCUUUAUCAUUAUAUAAGCUGCAUUCCCCUUGAAUUGUUUGGGCUUCAGUUUUGGAUGCAUUUUAUGAGAAUGUUCCAAGCAAAAUGUUUAAAGUUAAUGGGCCAUGAAGCUAGAAUAGCUUCCAUGCACUGAAUUUCACCACAUAGGGUUGGUUUUAUGGGGGAGAAAACAAAUGACUAAUAUUGAACCUCACUUCACGUCGUAGCUCGAGGCAUGUUCAUGCAAACCUCACGUGGGCCUUCAGUGUGAUGAAAUACAGAACCUAACAAGACUGUAAAGAUACUUUGUACAAUUAGCAAACAACAUAAGUAUUUGAAUCACUUAUGGCUAUUUAGAACACUCUAUUAAGGUAUUCAUUUGCCUUUAGACACUGGUUGAUGGGACAUUUUUCCGAAAGGAUUUCUCAUGAGACACCAAACUCCGUCCCACCCAUUUUGGUGACUGUGCACCUUCCUGCUAUUGAAAUUGUUUGCGGGAUUCGACAUUGUCAUGUCAUUAUCAUUGCUCUCUGCUUUGCUUCGUGGUUACUGUAAGAAUUAAAGCUCGGGAGUAGUACACGGUAAAUCAUUUCAGCGCACUUUUUCCUCAUUGAACAUGCUUUAUGACUUGAAAACCUUCGUUUCUUCAGUUUACUUGAUGUCUUUUUUUUUUUUAAUAGAAAUGAAUCCUAUUAUGUCAGAGACUGUCACUUUUAAGAAGAGUUGGACAAGCUUCUCUUGUAAAUGGUGUUGGCCUGUAUCUUUGUUUGCAUUCAAAUGAUGUCAUGCGAACACCUAUCAUGGUGUAUUAUUUGAUAACUUAACUGCUCUUUAGUCUGAUGUUUGGCUGUAUUUUUUUGUGACCACUUUUUAUUCCUGUGUCGCUUUGUGAUUUCUGGCACCUGAUGAAUGUACGAUUUGAGCGAUUGACCAUGAUGUAUGUAAACCUAUUUUUCUACAUUGCUGUUUUGGUACUGUUAUCUUCAAAAGAAUAUGCAUCUAAUAUUUUAUUAAAAAUUCUACUUCA
Messenger RNA from Hippocampus comes (tiger tail seahorse), 3728 nucleotides. RefSeq names its product CD97 antigen-like. The transcript is spliced from 17 exons. The coding region runs from base 202 to 2403 and encodes 733 amino acids. The record is from RefSeq and is a predicted model, not a curated record. Lineage: Eukaryota; Metazoa; Chordata; Actinopteri; Syngnathiformes; Syngnathidae. Gene Ontology annotation, molecular function: G protein-coupled receptor activity; calcium ion binding. Gene Ontology annotation, biological process: cell surface receptor signaling pathway; adenylate cyclase-activating G protein-coupled receptor signaling pathway. Gene Ontology annotation, cellular component: plasma membrane.